Opisthocomus hoazin is the source of this 712-nucleotide messenger RNA. Lineage: Eukaryota; Metazoa; Chordata; Aves; Opisthocomiformes; Opisthocomidae. The record is from RefSeq and is a predicted model, not a curated record.
GCCUGGGUUUAGAUGCUCUGAAGACAGAGGGGGAGAGCGAGUCCGAGGUUGUAAAGGAAUCGCAGGUGGAUGAGAUUAGAGUGGUGACCGGGUCCGCUGAGUCCGCAGCACUCAGACUACGUGUUCCUCUGCAGCAGGUGCAGGCCCAGCAGUCACUAUUUCUGAUAACUUUCACAUGGAUUCUGAUGGCAGUGACUCUUCAGACUCAGAGUCUGAUCUCCUCUUGGGCUUUCUGGACAGUCUGGACCCAGAGAUGUUUCUCAAAUAUGAUGAUUCAGAGUCAACGUGCCUGGAAAAGCUGGAGGAAGAGAUCUGUGGAGAAACAAAUUCCAUACCAGCCUCCCCCUCUCCAUCUUUGGGGUCCUCAUCAGCUAAGCUGGAGGCCAUUAAUGAACUGAUAAGGUUUGAUCAUGUGUACACAAAGCCCCUAAUAGUGGAGAUUCCUGUUAAAAUGGGCAAACAAACCAAUAUGCUAGUGAAAAUUGAGGAAGUAUCUCUUGCUCCAUCUGAAGACAAAGCUAUACCUGAGGUCCCAGUAUCUGUGAAAGAAGAACCUGUAGACAGCUUCAUGCCUGAACUGGGCAUCUCUGAUCUGCUUUCCUCUCAUCAUAGCCUUGGAGCCUCAAGCUAUCUGUUGGAUGCCUGUAGUGACUCUGGAUAUGAAGGAUCCUUGUCGCCCUUCAGUGGCUCCCAAAAUGCAAACGCCAACUGA